GAAAAGUCAGGCAAACACAAGCACGCAGGCACCACUGGGAGAUCAGAACUUCUAGCAGACUCUCUGCUGCCACAGCUCCACCGAAGGGUGGGGGAGGAAGAGGGGGAGCCUUGCCGGGGGACUAAACUCACAGCUGAGAGGAGAGGCAGGUGUGUGCAGGUGCGUCACCUGGAUCAUGAGGUCAUCCCUCUGCUGGCUCCUCCCACUUCUCCUCAUCUUGGCCUCAGUGGCCCAAGGCCAGCUGACAAGACGACCGAGACCCAGGCCCAGGCCCAGACCCAGGCCCACCCCCAGCUUUUCUCAGCCCCAUGAGCCAUUGGAGCCUACAGACCUGCCCCCUCCCCUCCCACCAGGCCCUCCCUCAAUCUUCCCUGACUGCCCCCGGGAAUGCUACUGCCCCCCGGAUUUCCCAUCUGCCCUCUACUGUGACAGCCGCAACCUCCGAAAGGUCCCUGUCAUCCCACCCCGCAUCCAUUACCUCUAUCUGCAGAACAACUUCAUAACUGAGCUCCCAGUGGAGUCCUUCCAGAAUGCCACGGGCCUGAGGUGGAUCAACCUGGAUAAUAACCGAAUUCGCAAGAUAGACCAGAAGGUACUGGAGAAACUGCCCAGUCUGGUAUUCCUCUACAUGGAGAAGAACCAGCUCGAAGAGGUGCCCUCAGCCCUGCCCCGGAACCUGGAGCAGCUGAGGCUGAGCCAGAACCAGAUCUCCAGAAUCCCGCCCGGCGUCUUCAGCAAGCUGGACAGCCUGCUGCUCCUGGAUCUCCAACACAACAGGCUGAGUGAUGGCGUCUUCAAGCCUGACACCUUCCAGGGCCUCAAGAACCUCAUGCAGCUCAACCUGGCCCACAACAUCCUGAGAAAGAUGCCACCCAAGGUGCCCACGGCCAUUCACCAGCUCUACCUGGACAGCAACAGGAUCGAGACCAUCCCUAAUGGCUACUUCAAGGGUUUCCCCAACCUUGCCUUCAUUCGCCUUAACUACAACAGGCUGUCAGACAGGGGGCUCCCCAAGAACUCCUUCAACAUCUCCAACCUGCUCGUGCUCCACCUGUCCCACAACAUGAUCAGCAGUGUGCCCGCCAUCAACAACAAGCUGGAGCACCUGUACCUCAACAACAACAGCAUAGAGAAGAUCAAUGGGACCCAGAUUUGCCCCAGCAGUCUAGUUGCCUUCCAUGACUUCUCCUCGGAUCUGGAGAACGUGCCGCACCUCCGCUACCUGCGGCUGGAUGGGAACCACCUGAAGCCACCCAUCCCAGUGGACCUCAUGAUGUGCUUCCGUCUGCUGCAGUCCGUGGUCAUUUAGGCCUUACUCUGCCCCCCGAAUCUCCUCUGACCGCACUUGAAUGCCGACGGCCCGGGGGCCCGGGCCCACCAUUCGUGUCCUCUAUCUUCCUUCCUCACUCCCAGCUUUGCCUUUCCUAUCCCACCUUCCCGAGGCAGGGACUAGCCACAUACUCUGCCACACCCGGGGCUUCUAGAGCAAGACUUCUAAGGGCUUGAUUUGGUUCACCCAGCUCAAAGACACUCACUGCACACCCACGCUUCGUCCCAGAAGCACAGAGGUGCGUCUAAAGACAUACUCUUCUCUCCUCCUCCUCUACCCUGUCACUCCUGGGUAAGUUGGGGCCAUGGGCUGACAUCUGGAACUUGGUCCUGGCCGAAGCAAGCAGAAGGCGGUCAGGAGCAGCCCAGAGGUGAGGUUUGGAAAGUCCUGCUGGAGACUCCACCAUCAUGGGCAGGUCCGGCCCCAACAGGCCCCUUAGCCACAGAUCCCGCCUUCCAAAACUGCUGCUCCACCGCUCUGUUCGUUGGCACCAGACAUUGUGCUGGCUCUUACCCAGCCCGCGUUCUCCAGCAAGGAAGUGCAAGGGAAUGGCUGAAGGAGGGUGAAGGAUCAGGGUUCCCGCAGGGGCCUGCAUCUGGCAGUCUCUUCACAGGGCUAGCCGGGGCCCUCCUCUGCACACGCCCUUCUGGCCGGGCCUCUCUAUCUCAAGAGUAAGAGCAGGGAGGAAUAGUCAAGGAGAAGAAUAGUUUGGGGAACCAGGAAUCAGCCAGCAGGAGAGGGGUGGGAAUCAGAGCCCCCCAGGGUUGGGCCCCUGUUCGUACAGAUGGAUCCCACAGCCCCCUUGCCAGUCUGGACAAGAGGCCUGAUGCCCUGGGCCACACGGUGUCCACAGUGAAGGGUACAGAGCCACCAGCCCCGCCCCACCAUCUGUUCCCUAUCAGUGUGGAUGGCCCAAUCCUGUCCAAAGCCCGGAAGCAGUUCAUGAGAAAGUGCUCUGGAAGGGGCGGAGCCCCGGGAAAUCUCCCAAAAGCCUGUUCCACAAGCACAGAUAGGCUUCCCCUCUAAGGCAGACACAUCAGUGACACCUGGUGGCUGGUGCAGGUCACAGCGGGCUCCUGUCUUCCUCCUUGCCCCUCUUUGGGAUGGUUUUACAAGGCCAAGGAGCUGGCCUCAGGCUCCAACUUGAAAAGGCCUGGGCGAUGUGCACAGUCAUCCCUCUGGGAUGUAAAGGACGCAAAGGUACAGAGGUCUCGAGGCGGGGGCUGAUCCCCAUCAUGAGUGAGCACAAGUGGGAACCCUCAGGAACCCAGGUGAGGAGGUGGUUUGUUCCUGUUUGCUGUCUGACCUCGUGGGUCCCUUCUGCCCUCAGCCCCCACGUCUGGAAACCAAGGGGGUGGCUAAGAUGCCCCGCCCAGUUCUCUCCAGCAUCCAUGGUCUAGUCUGCAGCUCUGCUCUUUAAACCAUGCUCUGAUUAUCUAUUAUCCCUGCCCUUUGCAGUAAUUUAUUCCCUGUAUGGACUGUCCCUCCCCUUGAAAUCCCCUCCCCUCCUUGCCUGGGCCAGGUGAGUGGCUUGGCUGGCCUCCAAGCAGAGCCUGGGCCCCACAGGGCUCACUCACCUUCCCCUUCUCCUUCACUCCUCCAGGAGAUGCUGCCCCUCUAUAGCUCCUUAGUGUAUAUGUUGGGGGCGGGGGGGUGGGGGUGGUUGUUCUAGAAGUAAGUAGGACACAUGCCCAGCCUCAUUAGGCUAAGAAAAGUUCCAGAGAUUUUUAAGAAAUUGGAUUAAGCUAGGUCCCUAACUUCAAGAAAUUCCCAGUAUAGUCUGUUUCAUCUUCCUCUUUUGCUCAUUUACAGAAAAUAGGGCCCAUUUCCUCUCAGCCUCCUUCCCUCGUGCUCCCAUAUAAUGCCCCGUCCUUCCUGGCUGCUGCUGGUUUCUCCAAGGCUCCUGCUUAAAGUCAGUAUCUUAUGGUGGCUAUAAGCAACCUGGUGCUAAGGCCUGGAUAAGCCCCGCUUCUGCACCGUCCUCACACCUUGCAACCUCUGCCCCUCAGGGGAGCACAGCACCUGGGGUCCCCCUGGGGGCAGGGGGCAUUUCUGCUCCCCAAACCUAAGCUGUUUUGUUUCAGCAGCAAAACAAUCACCAUCAUCCCAUCCCCCCAUCUAGAUGAAGUCUGCUUCCUCCAUUGCUCCCUACAGCUAUAAGCCAGAGGGGAUUCAGGUGAAAUUGCCUUUAAACAACACCCCCCCCACCCCCCCCCCACGCAUACAAUGUGCUGACUUCCCGGGGAUUUCAGGAAGCCCCUCCUCCAUCCGCAAGUUCAUUCUUUCAGUGCCCCUGGCACCUACGUAGACAGGUGUGUGAGUAGAUGUGUAGGUUACUCUACAUAUAUCUGUUCCUUCUUCAAAACCAUGUUAACUUUGUGAAACAAUUUUUACACUCCAACACGCUUCACAGCAGAGGAAAUAAAGGAAUAUGAAAAAUA
Molecule: messenger RNA, 3771 nt
Organism: Mirounga angustirostris (Northern elephant seal)
Lineage: Eukaryota; Metazoa; Chordata; Mammalia; Carnivora; Phocidae
Gene: PRELP
Product: proline and arginine rich end leucine rich repeat protein
Exons: 3
Coding region: 176-1309 (377 amino acids)
Cellular component (GO): extracellular exosome
Molecular function (GO): heparin binding; protein binding
Source: RefSeq, a predicted model, not a curated record